UUAUAGCAAAAUAAGAAAAAUGGCCGUGAAGAUCUCAACCAUAUCAGCACUGGUCGUCUUUCUUGCUCUGCUUAGCUUAAGCCAUUUUAGUCAUGGCGAACUUCAGCUCGGAUUUUACAAUAAAACUUGCCCAGACGUGGAGAAGAUCGUAUUUGGAGUUGUUCAAGAUGCAUUCAGGACGAACUCAAGACUUGCACCCCUAAUGAUUCGCCUCUAUUUUCACGAUUGUUUUAGCAACGGAUGUGAUGCAUCACUUCUUCUAGAUAGUACUACCAGUGAGAAAACGGCGGGGCCAAAUCUAAGUGUAGAUGGGUAUGCUCUGAUAGAUGCCAUCAAAGAUGAGCUCGAAAUCAAAUGUGCCGGGUUCAUAUCUUGUGCUGACAUCAUAGCUCUCGCUACUAGAGAUCUUGUGAAUCUUGCAAGCGGAGGAAAAGCAAGAUAUGAGAUACCAACGGGACGAUUUGAUGGUAGGGAGUCUUUGGCAUCAUCAGUAAAUUUGCCGGGUCCUCAAAUGAGUGUCUCGGACACCGUUGAGAUGUUUGAAAAAAGAAACCUUGACCUUACCGAUAUGGUUCUACUUCUUGGUGGACAUACAAUUGGAAAAACGCAUUGUUCAUUCAUUAAGGACCGGCUGUAUAAUUUUGAGAAUACACAAGGACCUGAUCCAGCUAUGGAUCCUAAAUUGGUCAAAGAGUUAAAGCGUGAAUGUCCUGAAAAUUCAAAACAAAAUAAAGCCAUUAAUCUGGAUCAAAAUGUUUCUAGCUCGAAUAUUGUCGAUGCAUCUUUCUACAAGCAGAUCAAAUCUGGCCGAGGAAUUCUUCAAAUCGAUGACCAACUCGCCACCGAUGAAAUGACGGAACAGAUAGUAACGGAUUUAGCCGAGGGUGACGAUUUCUUGGCUAGGUUUGGUCAGGCGAUGGUGAAAUUGGGGUCGUUUGGAGUUAAAAAUAAGGACGCUGGCGAGAUCAGAAAAUCGUGUCGUUCUUGCAAGAAUCGGUUUUGCACGGCAUAAAUCUUCUGUCGUUUUUAUUAUGUUUUGACAUUUUCGUUUUU
Messenger RNA from Brassica oleracea var. oleracea, 1053 nucleotides. Its product is annotated as peroxidase 60. The record is from RefSeq and is a predicted model, not a curated record. Gene Ontology annotation, molecular function: heme binding; peroxidase activity. Gene Ontology annotation, cellular component: plasmodesma; plant-type cell wall. The transcript is spliced from 4 exons. NCBI's taxonomy places the organism in Eukaryota, Viridiplantae, Streptophyta, Magnoliopsida, Brassicales, Brassicaceae. Gene Ontology annotation, biological process: hydrogen peroxide catabolic process; response to oxidative stress. Bases 20 to 1012 code for a protein of 330 amino acids.